AACUCUAAUCAUAGUUGCCACACUCAUGUAAACUUCAUUCCAAUAAUUUUCGCGGAAAUCGAUGAAAGUGUUCACUAUUUUCUAUAUUUUCAAUUUGUGACGAAUAAAUUUAUAAUUAUAGAAUUCUUACGAGAUACUAUGACUGAAAGGCCUCUUGUGAUAUAUUUGCCAGAAAAUUCGAAAAUUGGAAAGCAUACUUUGAACUUUGACAAAUACUUGUUGUACUUAAACUAUCGAAUAAACUCAAAUGGAAUUACCUUGGAAAUCUCUCCUCCACAGAAGAAGAAGAUGAUAGAUUAUAACAAACUAAUUUCGCCAUAUGAAGCUGAAACCAAGUGCAAGGUUGGCUCUUGCCCGACACAAAAGAAAAAGACGAAUCUGAAAGCUAAGCUUCUUUCCAAGGAAAAGCCAAAUCAAAAUACUAAAAUUCGAGACGCUUUGAAAAACCUCACCAUUCAAGAAGUCUACAACUUCUCCGAGACUCCCUUAACUGUUUUUGAAAAGGUUGAGAAGAAACCUGUAUUCCAAUUAUUUCCGAAAAAUAUGCAAAAUCAAUCCAUGCCAAAAGAAAAUCUAUACAAAUUUAUGAAUCUGGACAAUAUUUGUCGGGGAGAUUCGUUGGAGGAUACCAGAGUAUUCAGUUUCAAUGUCGAGAAAUUAGUUAAGGAACGCGCAACAGAAGAGAAGCAUCUAAUGAAGAAAUGCAAGUCGCAUAUUAUUUCGAAUACCCAAAAUUGCCCGAGGAAUGCAAAGAACUUGAGGAUAAGCAAAAGUUCCGCAGUCGUACUUCAAAUUCAAAAUAAGAUAGAAAAGUUGAGGAAAGAAAAUAUUUCACUAAGACGAAAAUUGCAAUUAAUAAGGAAAAUAUAG
Molecule: messenger RNA, 870 nt
Organism: Hermetia illucens (black soldier fly)
Lineage: Eukaryota; Metazoa; Arthropoda; Insecta; Diptera; Stratiomyidae
Exons: 2
Coding region: 139-870 (243 amino acids)
Source: RefSeq, a predicted model, not a curated record